AUGGACAACGAGGUCCCUCUUCCCCCACCGCGGCGCAUCCAGCAGCGCUCGCCAGCAACGCACGGCGCGAGCACAGGCCCAGGGACAAGAACAAGCGCAUCGUCCUUGCGCAAGUCGCGUCGCCUAUCGCGGUUCGACGACCGCUCCAGCCAGCCAUCAAGCGACCCGGCUUUGUUUUCCAGCGACGAUAUCCCAGCCUCCGGGUUGGAGAACUACCAUGCGCCUGUGACGGCCGGCAACAGCGGGAGCAGGAAACGACGGUAUCGCGGGACCUGGUGGGGAGAACAGGCGGUGGACCCUAACAAGCGCAAGAGAGCCGAGUUUAAGGAGAAGCGCUAUGUUGAUAGUGGUGUGUGGAUGGGCAGUGAUGAGUCUUCGGUUGCGGAGUCGCUUUUGCUUUCUUCGGAAGGGGAUGCACCGGGCUGUUGGGGCGAGGAUUUGUUGAAAACAGCACUGGAGUCCAGGUUUAAUGGCAGGAACCAGACUCAGACUCAGCUGAGAGGUGAUGGCCCGCUGCAGAUGCGCGCUGCGAAUACUGCGGCGGUUGCUUUUAAAGGACCUGAGGAGUCGGCGGAGCAUCGCUAUGCGAGGGAGGUGGUCAAUGAUUGUUUGGAGAAGGGAAAUGAUAGUGUCGACCUAGGGAACCUCCAUAUGAGGAGUAUACCAUCCGGUCUGCUACGCCCUCUGCAGCAUCUGACCAAGCUUCCCUCUGUGAACGAAGCCCCGAUAUCCGAGAACGUGUUCACGUCCCUGCAGCCUUUUCUACGCAUUUUCCUAUCCAACAAUUCCCUCCUAGAGCUGCACCCUGAGCUCUUUGAGCUAAACAACCUGAAGGUCCUCAGUGUGCGCAAUAACAAGCUUUCCGAGAUUCCGCCGACAAUCUCGAGACUCACAGCGCUGCAAGACCUUAACGUCUCCGUUAACCGGCUAAGCCAUCUCCCCUGGGAACUCCUGUGGCUGGUUCGUCAAGGAGAAUUGAAGCAUCUGAUCGUGCGGCCCAAUUCCUUUAUUUCCAUUGAGGAGGCGCAGAUUGCAGAAUGGCAUUCUCGCUCCGAGGGCGAAGAACAUGACGAUGAAGAGCCUCACGAUCCACUUCAGCUCCGCAAGUACAACGAGGGAGAUACACCCGUCGAGGCAUGGGCGCCCAUCCACGUCGCCACGGGGCCGACAAUCCAAUUAAACAUGGAAGGCAAGCCUAUGCCAGAUCGUUCGAUCAUCACACCAGAAACAACAACAAACUCCCCCUCCCUCCGCGAGGUCGCCCUCCGCGCCGUAGCCAAGCUCCCAGCCCUCGACCAAGUCUCCCCCUCCGAGCUAGCCGAGUAUCCCGCCUUAGUGAUCCCCUUACUGCAGCGCGCGAAAGAAGUCCGCGCGACCGGCGGCCGGGUGUGCUCCGUGUGCAAGGGGAACUUUGUCAUUCCUCGCUCAGAGUGGGUAGAAUGGUGGGAUUGCACGCCCCAUGAGAACGGGCUGAAGAGGCCUCGAGCUUCGGCGGAAAUGAUGCGCCCGCUGCCGUUUCGGCGGGUUGGCUGUUCUUGGGCCUGUGUGCCGGGUGGUGGGCGGCGUGGGUAG
Messenger RNA from Penicillium lagena, 1572 nucleotides. Its product is annotated as leucine-rich repeat domain-containing protein. Bases 1 to 1572 code for a protein of 523 amino acids. The transcript is spliced from 2 exons. Lineage: Eukaryota; Fungi; Ascomycota; Eurotiomycetes; Eurotiales; Aspergillaceae. The record is from RefSeq and is a predicted model, not a curated record. Gene Ontology annotation, molecular function: protein binding.